Molecule: messenger RNA, 1473 nt
Organism: Papaver somniferum (opium poppy)
Lineage: Eukaryota; Viridiplantae; Streptophyta; Magnoliopsida; Ranunculales; Papaveraceae
Exons: 2
Coding region: 104-1021 (305 amino acids)
Source: RefSeq, a predicted model, not a curated record
CACCCAAAAUUCAACUCUGCCAUCAUUUAGUCACUUCGCCUUCUUCUCCUGUUGAAUCUCAACAAGAGAAUCAAAAUCAAACCCUAUAAUCUUCUUAAUAAUAAUGGCAGCAUUAAUCUCACACAUAUUCUCAUCAUCAUCCUUAAUCUCACUUGGUCUAUACCAUCUAAUCUGCUCAACUCGUAACAAUCUCAAAUCAUCACCUCGUGAUUACAUAAUCAAACCAUAUCAUCCAUUCCCAUCAUCGUCUCCAUCUUCAAAUCUCAAAUAUCUUCAACUCUAUCUCUUAAUCGUAUCGCUUCUAAUCUCCUGUAUUCAUCAAACAGUCAAUUCAUUAUCACCCGAUCCGCUCCUCAAAGGUUCAACACCGGUCCACCGGUUCACAUCUCUACAGAACUCAGCCGUCUUAUUCCUCUUCUUGAUCCUCAUCGUUUCUAUCCUCAUCUCUGAAUCAACGUCUUUACUUCCGUUCCCUAACGACCUCUUCUUUGCCUUCGCGGCCAGCGUGUUCUUCUUGCAAUAUUCCGUUUCGUCGUCUUCGGCCUCCGUUCAGGUGUCGGAUUUACAGGCGAAAUGCGAUGCGGUGUCUGCGAGAAUUUCGGGAUUUAUGUCGUUGGUCUGUGUUGGGAUCUGUGUGAAUCCGAGGUUGUUUGUUGCUGAUGUGGCAUUGGGGUUUGGGUUUUGUUUACAGGGGCUAUGGGCGUUGCAGACGGGAUUGACUUUGUAUGUGGAAGGGUUUAUACCCGAGGGUUGUCAUAGGUUGUUGGAUGUUGUGAGUGGCGUUGAAGGUUCGACGAAAUGUGAUUUGGAAGAGUCCAGGUUGAGAGCAGUGGCGAUAUUGGAUUUGGUGUUUGUGAUUCACGUGCUGUUUGUCAUUGUUAUUGUUAUGGUUAUUUAUGCUGUGGUUGCGAAAACUGUUGGGAUUAGACGGUUUGGUUCGUAUGAGGCGUUGCCGAAUUUGCAGAGCUUGGAUUCUAAUCUGAAUGUGCAAAUGAAGUCGAUUUCUGGUACUCAGGCUUGAAUUUUUGUUGUUCCAGAUAACUACAGACAUUGUUGCAAAUAGCAGGCGCAUGAUAGUUCGAUCUUCUCCAUAGGCAUGGUACUCUGGUGUUCAUGUGUAGUAGUAAAGGGCAUGGAUGGAUAUUGGACCAUAAAGAUAGCACUGUAUUUCAGUAUCUAUGCGAGCAGGAUUUUUUUUGUUAGGCGGUAGCGUUAAUCCUGUUAGGCGUAGCGUUAAUCCAUUAAUCGUGUACUCUUUUGUGUAAAAAAUCAGUGGUAUGAGUUGCCACUUUUGAGAUAUAGAUCUGCGAACUUGGUGUAGUUCAUUUUUUCUUUUUGGUACUGUACUCUCUGUUAGUAUAUUUUUCUAUCCUUUGGAUGAAUUGAACACCUGAAAGUAUAUUUUAUACCUCGCCGCAUAGUUAUUCUACUAUGUUCAAUUGCAGCUCAAUUGUAGUGCUGUGUUAUGUGCAA